UUGAAAAUAAGUCAUUAAGUUUUUCUUUAAACUCCAAAGCAAUUGUUUGUUUCUUUAAUUUUUGAAAAUUAUUUAAUUAUCGUGUGAGUUUCAAUCGCUUUUAAAACGAGAAAAUUCCAAAUUCGAAAAAUGUUUGCGAGCAGCAGUAAAACGAAAAAUAUUAUUGUCCGAAAUUCUAUGACGCAUAGGCCAACAUCAGCCAUAACCACAACCACGACCACAACAGCAUUGGCACAGCGAUCUGCGAGUCGCGUAAAUUCAAUAGCUGGCGAAACUAGAAUCGUUGGCUCACUUAGUAGACCACAAAUGCGAUCGAGAUUCACCGAACGCAAGCCAACUCCACUAUCGGCAACCGCAUCCGGACGAGUGCACAGCAGCCAAAUUCAGUCGGGCCUCAUAAAGGCGCAAGCAUCGACCAUAACAGCACACGGUGAUGGCCGUAAAGUGAUCCGAGGCAUACCGAGCAAUACUGCGGCGCGUGCCACCGCGCGUCAAUGGCAAAAGAGGGAAGCAGCUGCAAUAGUGGCAAAACUUGCCGAAGGCCCCAGCAAAAAAACCGAGCAUAUGGAACAGCUAAAUCAUGCAGAUAUUGGCAUACAGACAAACGAACCGGAAAUACUCAAUCACGAUCUAAUCAUUGGCGAUAUUAAAUUGUUACACCCAACGGCAAGCGUCAUGGCAGAUAUCGAGCAGCAGCGCACUGAGGCACGCAAGAAAUUGCUGCUGAAGGCGCAAAGAAAAUUCGAGGGCCACUCAGAGAAGCAGGAAGCGCAUUUGACCGAUUUAAAGGAAUUCCUUGAGAAGUCUGCGGUCACCAGACGUUCACGCAAACCGAAACUAAACAUUGAAGUGGAUAAGAAACUCAUCAGCUCUAUGGACGAAAUACUAAAUAAAGGUGUGCCGAAAACUGAAUCCAUAACAGAUAUUAAAGGGCGUAUCAAGAAAAAGGAGCAAGAAUUGCUAACACUAUUCGACACUGUAGAAAAUUUGAAAAUUUAAUGUAAAAUGUAAUGUAAAAA
Molecule: messenger RNA, 1019 nt
Organism: Anastrepha obliqua
Lineage: Eukaryota; Metazoa; Arthropoda; Insecta; Diptera; Tephritidae
Exons: 2
Coding region: 130-999 (289 amino acids)
Source: RefSeq, a predicted model, not a curated record